AUGAGAUUUCAUUUUCCACAGUGCGCAAGAGAAAAUGUGCGAGACACUCCGGCUUUUGUAUCUGCAAUGAUGGUCCUGAUCUUGUUUCUCACGUACCAAGUCAAUGGAAAUUCAGACGAUCCCCUUUUCAAAUGUUUACAAGACUCUGAUUAUGAUGACCUUCUGAGGAUAGUGGAGCAGGGUCUCCCUCCAACGAAGGCUCCUCAGCAUGUCAUAAUUGUUGGUGGAGGUGCUGCUGGACUUACUGCAGCUAAGUUUCUGGAGGAUGCAGGGCACAAGGUGACAAUUAUUGAGGCCAGUAAACGUAUAGGUGGAAGAAUUUACACAUAUAGGGAUCAGAAAGAGGGCUGGUAUGCAGAACUCGGAGCCAUGAGGAUCCCAAGUUUUCACAAGAUUCUCUUAACAGUUGCAAAACAGUUGGGCCUGAAGCUCGGGACAUUUGUGCAGGAAGACAACAAUACUUACUAUUUUAUAAAUGGUAUGCGUCACAAAACCGACACCGUAAUGCAGAACCCAGAUGUUCUGAACUACCCUUUGAAUGAAUGGGAGAAGGGGAAAAGUGCCAGUCAGCUUUUUAAUAUGGCAUUGGGCAAGUUAAAAGAUGAUCUGCAGAAAAUGGGCUGUAAGAAAAUGCUGGAGACAUAUGAUUCAUACUCUGUUAAGGAAUAUUUAGUGAAUGUGGGAAAUUUGAGUGGAGGAGCUUUGCGAAUGAUUGGAGAUAUUCUAAACGAGAACAGCUUCUACUACACAGCCCUCACUGAAAUGCUUUACAUUCAGUCUGAUAUAAGCAACAACGAAAUGUAUUAUGAAUUUAAGGGUGGCUUUGAUUCAUUUCCGAACGCAUUCUACACUUCACUAAAUGCUACAAUCCUUGAGAAGUCAAAAGUCCAGGCCAUCCAUCAAAUGGAGAACAAUGUGACAGUUUCGUACCAAGACUGGCGUAACCCCUCCACUCUGACCAACAUUACUGCUGAUUAUGUCUUAGUGACAGCCACGGCCAAAGCAACGCUCUUCAUUGAUUUUAACCCCCCUUUAUCAUCCAAAAAGAUGGAGGCGCUGCGUUCACUGCACUAUGCUAGCUCAACAAAAGUGGUGUUAAUUUUCAGCAAAAAGUUCUGGGAGGAUGAUGAUGGCAUUAAGGGUGGGAAGAGCAUUACAGAUCUGCCGUCACGGUUCAUUCACUACCCCAGCCAUAGCUUCCCUGGGACAUCAGGGGGGGCUGUGUUAGCAUCUUACACCUCCUCGGAUGAUGCUGCACUUCUCCAGACUCUAUUGGAUGAUGAAUUGAAGGCUCUGGUAUUGAAUGACCUAGUGAAGAUCCAUGGCGAACACAUUCGCCAUCUCUGCACCGGAGGCAUUGUGAAAAAGUGGGGACUGGAUUCUUAUAGCCAUGGGGCCUUUGCCAUCUCCACUCCAUUUCAGAUGAGUGACUAUGACAAGCCUCUAGUCCAGCAUGAGAAGAGGAUUUACUUUGCUGGAGAGCAUACAGCUAGACCCCAUGCUUGGAUUGAGACAGCCAUGAAAUCUGCUCUACGAGCUGCAAAGGAUAUAAAUAACAAUGUAAAGUAGGAAACAAAAGAAUACAAGUUAAACAUGAUGUAUAUGUAAUGCGGG
Messenger RNA from Myxocyprinus asiaticus (Chinese sucker), 1614 nucleotides. RefSeq names its product interleukin 4 induced 1 (gene il4i1). The transcript is spliced from 9 exons. Bases 1 to 1569 code for a protein of 522 amino acids. Gene Ontology annotation, molecular function: polyamine oxidase activity; L-amino-acid oxidase activity. The record is from RefSeq and is a predicted model, not a curated record. Gene Ontology annotation, biological process: amino acid catabolic process. Lineage: Eukaryota; Metazoa; Chordata; Actinopteri; Cypriniformes; Catostomidae.